Molecule: messenger RNA, 866 nt
Organism: Salvia splendens (bonfire salvia)
Lineage: Eukaryota; Viridiplantae; Streptophyta; Magnoliopsida; Lamiales; Lamiaceae
Product: transcription factor BEE 1-like
Exons: 4
Coding region: 21-575 (184 amino acids)
Biological process (GO): regulation of DNA-templated transcription
Cellular component (GO): nucleus
Molecular function (GO): DNA-binding transcription factor activity; protein dimerization activity
Source: RefSeq, a predicted model, not a curated record
CUAUUCAUCCAAAAUAUUAAAUGAAUUCAAACCAAGAAGGCUCCCAUUUUAACACAAAUGGUGUUCCAAUCAUGUCUUUUUCCAAUCAAGAAGCUCCAAUCUCCUACGACGAUCUAAUCUUAAGAUCAAUCGGGCCUAACAAGCCGGUGUUCGACCCCAUGGUUCCCUAUUUCUUUGCACCGGGCCUCGAAUGCAACCACAACACUCCUUCCUCUUCCAAUGCCGGUUUUCUUGCUCAGAAUAAUGGUGGGAAGAAGAGAAAGAGAGUGGAUGAGAAGUGUAAAGAAGUUGUUCAUGUUAGAGCAAAGAGAGGUCAAGCAACUGACAGCCAUAGUUUGGCUGAAAGGUCAAGAAGAGAGAAAAUAAAUGAGAAAUUCAGAUGCUUGCAAGAUCUGGUCCCAGGGUGCUACAAGAUGAUGGGAAUGGCUGUGAUGUUGGAUGAAAUAAUUAACUAUAUAAAUUCGUUGCACAAUCAGAUUGAUGUAAGAUACAUAGAGUGUGUAUAUAAAUUAAUUAAUUAUUCUAUUACGCAAUUAAUGUGGAUUUUUUUGUGUGUAUUUAGUUUCUCUCCAUGAAGCUUUCUGAAGCAAGUUUAUUGUAUGACUUCAACUAAUCAUCUCAAGCACAACAAGUGAACUCUCUCUCUCUCUCUCUCUCUCUCUCUCUCUCUCACACACACACACACACACACACACUGUCAUACACACACUGUCAUACACACACACACAAUCUCUAAAUAGGCUUUUAUCCAUUCUGAAUUAUUGAUUAAAUGCAUAGAAGUCAUAAGUUUCCUUAUUUAUUUCAUACAUUGAAAAGCUGACUAAAAAAUCUUUGCUAAAAAAAGUGAAAUGAAUGAAUAUACUAAU